GGAAAAAAACAUACCAACUGAGGGGCACGGUGGGCAGGGGACACGGCCUGCCCAGGAGCAGAGAGAGCCCUUGUCAAACAGCAGCAGUAGUGCCAGUACCACAGACACCUCCAUUGGACAGGUAAAAGUGCCAAUCCCAAGGACCCAGCAGCGAUCCAAGAACAAUCUGCAGUUUUUCUGAUGUGCACCAUCCAGACAGGUGGGUAUUUUUUAGGGAAAGGUGAGAAGAAAUAAAGACAUUCUCUCCUGCUUCAAUUUCCACCCUGAUCCCUCAACCCGGCUUCCCCUCAGCCCUGCUCUAGAGGCAGAAGAGACACACUCGCACUGAGCAGGGGGAGAGGUGUGAAGGCAUAUCACUCCUGUUCUUUGUCGUAUUUAGGGCCUCUGGACCCAAGGACACUGAGACCUUGGGCCUGAACCAGGAGAGAGCACACCUGAACUAAUUUAACGUUGUGCAUCCACUUCCACAAAAACAUGAGAUAAAAUAACUGGCUAUAAGGGUGGUAUGGAAUUAAAGCUGAGACCAUGCCAGGUGUGUGUUACCAGACACUUAGCAAUCUGAGGACCAGCCUGAGGUGAGCUGUUAUAUGCUGCCAUGGGUCCCAGAGGAAGAGGGUUGCAGGCAGGAUGAGCCCCCAGGCCAGUGGCCCUUCAGCUGAGAAACAGGUUUCUUCCCUGUGCACAUUUUCUCCCAAUUCUUCCACUUUUGCCCCAAGCUCCAAUAAAUGGCCCUCUAAGAACAUCCACUUUUUGGUGAGCUAAAUGGAAAAUAAGGUUUAAUACUGACGAAGGGGCACCUGGGUGGCUCAGUGAUUGAGCGCCUGCCUUUGGCUUGGGGUGUGAUCCCGGGAUCAAGUCCCACAUCGGGCUCCUUGCAUGGAGCCUGCUUCUCCUCCCUCUGCCUGUGUCUCUGCCUCUCUCUGUGUGUCUCUCAUGAAUAAAUAAAUAAAAUUUAAAAAAUAUAUACUGAUAAAAUACAUGAAAAUCCAGAGUGAUAGGAGCACGAUUUUCUAUGAAAGUAUUCACGUAAGAUACAUGCAAUUGCAGGGUCCCCGAGUAUAUGUCAAGUGUUUCAUGUGCACAGACCUCGGUGCAGUUUAUAAAUGGAUACAGAGCUCUCGGUCAUCUCCGCUCUGGGAGCAGCUCUCCUGCUACAGCCCCUCAUCCCCUGAAAAUGUACACCUGUGCAAAUUUCGUCUCCACCCCCUUCUUGGUCUGGAGAACCUCUCAGCUGUUGAGCCGAUCACUGUCUGCAGUGGCGCUAAAACCACGGGAGACACUGACAGAUAAGAGCCUCAGCAGCUUGGCAGCCCCACAUCCCCUGACCUCACUUAUUCCUAGCCGCAGUUUCCAAACCAGCACCAUUUCAAGGGACAUUGACACGGCAGCCAAGUUCAUUGGGGCUGGGGCUGCCACUGUAGGGGUGGCUGACUCUGGGGCUGGAAUUGGGACUGUGUUUGGGAGCUUCAUCAUUGGUUAUGCCAGGAAUUCCUCUCUGAAGCAACAGCUCUUCUCCUAAGCCAUUCUGGGCUUUGCCCUCUCGGAGGCCAUGGGGCUCUUUUGCCUGAUGAUGGCCUUUCUCAUCCUCUUUGCCAUGUGAAGGAGUCGUCUCCUCCCAUAGGUCUUUCUCCCAUGUCUUGUCUGCCCUGUAUGUUCCUUUUCCUAUACCUCCCCAGGCAGCCUGGGGAAAGUGGUUGGCUCAGGGUUUGACAGAGGAAAGACAAAUAAAUACUGUAUUAAUAAGAA
Molecule: messenger RNA, 1746 nt
Organism: Nyctereutes procyonoides (raccoon dog)
Lineage: Eukaryota; Metazoa; Chordata; Mammalia; Carnivora; Canidae
Product: ATP synthase F(0) complex subunit C2, mitochondrial-like
Exons: 1
Coding region: 1061-1519 (152 amino acids)
Biological process (GO): proton motive force-driven ATP synthesis
Molecular function (GO): proton transmembrane transporter activity
Source: RefSeq, a predicted model, not a curated record